This is a messenger RNA of Catharus ustulatus (Swainson's thrush), 3694 nucleotides long. It is a transcript of the gene TBXAS1, whose product is annotated as thromboxane A synthase 1. The transcript has 15 exons. Gene Ontology annotation, molecular function: steroid hydroxylase activity; heme binding; thromboxane-A synthase activity. The record is from RefSeq and is a predicted model, not a curated record. Lineage: Eukaryota; Metazoa; Chordata; Aves; Passeriformes; Turdidae. Bases 685 to 2292 code for a protein of 535 amino acids.
UACUGCUGGGAGCGUGUGUGCAGGCUGCAGCUCUGGCUGCUCAGCACUGAGCUCCUUCUGUCAUUUGCUGAGGAGCUCUCAGGCAGUGGUGGGGAAUGAAGGAGGAGAUGGGUCUCUUCAGUGCAGGUUUUAGUCAACAUCUGUUUGUGAUGAGCAAGGUGGUGAUGUGUGGAUUUUAAUUGCUAUGGAAGAGAAGAGCGUGGAUGGCACCGUGUCAAGGAGCUGCAAACCUUGGUAGAUGCAAUCUUCAGGGGAGCCUUGUGGUUGCAAAUGCAGGCACUGCUGCUGACUCACAGCAGUCUGACAGGAAAAGGCUCUCUUCUGCUUGUCUCUGGCUUCCUCCAGCCUGCGGUUAGGGAGGACUUUGUCUCCCUAGCUCUUUGAUACUGUUACCAUACUGGCCAGCGUGACUCCACAAAAGGAACCCGGAGUUCCUCUUGGAGAACUUUCCAGCAGCAACAGCAGCAAACCAGCAGAGCUGCUAUUGACCUAGAAGAGCAGUGGAGUUUUAAUACCUGAAGCAAGGUUUUCUGUGAACUACGUCACUAUUCUGUGGAGCUGAUGAGCUGGUUAACACCUUUUACUUAUUCUAUGUCAUUCAUUUAGCUGUGGAAGGCUUUAUCAGCCCUUGCAGAGGCUUUCCCCUGCACACAGCACUCCAGGCUGGAGCUGUAGUGGAGGAAAAUGGAGCCUGUAGACCUUCUGGCACUGGCCUCCCUAGAAAUGAACAGUACCACAGUCACCCUGGCUUUGCUGGCAGUUUUCCUGGUCCUGCUGUAUUGGUACUCCACAUAUGCAUUCUCCAAACUAAGCAGAGUAGGGAUCCGACAUCCUCCACCUCUUCCUUUCAUUGGAAACCUACUCUUUUUCCGUGAGGGUUUUUGGGAAAACCACACAAAACUCAUAACAGAAUACGGACCUGUUUGUGGGUAUUAUAUUGGUCGCCAGAUGUUUGUGGUGGUCUCCUCACCAGAGAUGAUCAAGCAAAUCUUAGUAACAGAUUUUAGUAACUUCACCAACAGAACUAAACCGAAGUUGAUAUCCAAGCCAAUGCUUGAUAGCAUCCUUUGUCUUCGUGAUGACAGAUGGAAGUACGUGCGGAGCCUCCUGACCCCAGCCUUCAGCGAUACCAAACUGAAAGAGAUGACACCACUGAUAAACCAGGCCUGUGAUGUCCUGCUGUGUAACUUGAAAGUCUACGCAGAUUCUGGCAAAGCUUUUGAUAUCCAGAGGUGUUACAACUGUUUUACCUUGGAUGUUGUUGGUAGCGUAGCUUUUGGAACUGAGGUAGAUUCUCAGAAGAAUCCUGAUGACCCCUUUGUUAAGAAUUGCAGAACAUUCUUUGAAAUGUCUUUGUUCAAGCCUCUUCUCAUUCUAAUCCUUUCUUUCCCAUGCAUAAUGAUCCCAUUGCUACGCAUUUUUCCCAACAAGAAACAAAAGGAACUGAAUGGAUUUUUUAUCCAAACCAUUAAAAAUGCAAUUGUCUACAGACACCAGCAAGAUGCAGCUGAGAGGCGCAGAGAUUUUCUCCAGUGGAUGCUUGACGCCUGCGACUCAGCCGACUCCCUGGCAGCCGGGUGCUCGGGUGGGCUCAGCCCAUCUGCUGCUCCCAGACACAACGAGGCGCCUCUGGCUGGCACGGCCCCGGCUGAAAAGGCUCAGAAGGCACUAACAGAGGAUGAGAUAGCAGGCCAAGCUUUCCUGUUCCUGAUCGCUGGGUAUGAGACCACCACGAGCACGCUGUCCUUUGCCACCUACUUGCUGGCCACCAACCCAGAGUGCCAGGAGAAGGUGCUUCGGGAGGUCGAUGAGUUCUCUGCAAAACACAUGGUCCCUGAUUAUCAAAAUGUUCAAGAACUCCCUUAUCUGGACAUGGUGAUUGCAGAGACGUUGCGCAUGUACCCACCUGCCUUCAGAUUCACUAGGGAAGCAGCUAAAGACUGUGUAGUGCUGGGACAGCAUAUUCCAGCUGGAGCUGUCAUUGAAACUGCAGUUGGACACCUUCACCACGACCCUGAGUUCUGGCCGGAACCUGAGAAGUUCAUUCCUGAGAGGUUUACAGAGGAAGCCAAGAAGGAACAACAUCCCUUUGCAUACCUGCCCUUUGGGGCAGGACCCCGUGGCUGCAUCGGCAUGAAAAUGGGUUUGUUGGAGACAAAAAUUACCCUCCUGAGGAUUUUGCAGAAGUUUCAGUUCAAGACCUGUCCAGAGACUGAGAUUCCUUUGCAGCUCAAAUCAAAAGCCACACUUGGACCAAAAAAUGGAGUCUACAUUAUACUGGAAUCUCGCUAAAAGGAAAUGCAAAUUCUGAAGCUCUUUAGAAUGAGACCCUUUAUUAGUGACUCAUUGGGUAUAAUUAUUUUUCAAAACUCCAAGGACAGGUAGGAGUCUAAAUCCCACUGAUAGUCAGUAGGUGCUCCCUCACUGCUCUCCUGUAGGACAGCCUCCAGCCACUUUUUAAAAUGGGCUCCUCAGUCUUCUUUGGAGGUUUUCAAAUUGUUGUGAAUAGCAUCUGUAAAGCAGCAUCCCACUUUCAUUUGCUUUUCUACAUCAGACUUCUUUUCACUUAGCUAUGAGAAUGCUCAAUUUUCAGUACCAUUUACAGUAGAUUUUAAUUUCAAUUCAUUGUAUGAUACAUCUUUCUCAUCCACUUCUGAGUCCCUAGAGAAAGCCCUAAAGGCACCACAGUUACAGCAGAAGACUUGGGACACAGUACCUUGGAUUUUUUCAUGAACUCCAGUAACAAUCAAAGCUGAGGCUCCUGCACAAUGCUUAAUCUCUACCUGUAAAGUCAGAGAAGUUUCACCUUCUUCAUGCUUUGAAGUGAUUUUAAAGACAUUUAGAUUAACAAUUUAGAUUAACAACAUGACAGAAGAAUGAAGAGGUCCCUGGCUUACCAAUGAGGGUCCAGCAGCUAAGACCAAAGAAAUGAGGUGACAGCCAUUUUGCUGAACUGCUAUUGGAAGGGUGGAGACAAAGAAGAGGUGAAUGCAAAGCAAGCAGAACGACUGGAGGAAAUACAAAGGUAAUCAGAAGGUGUUGGUAGCACAUGUGCUUCAUGGGGAGGCCUUUCCAAGCAUUGCAGUUGGCACCAUCCCUGUCUAGCUCCUCGAAUCAAGGAAAUUAAGAGCAUGCAUGCACUAGAGCCAGUGGCAAAGGAGUGAGAUUCAGGAUCAUCACAUCCAGCAGCUCUCUUGACUUUUUCUGUGACACUGGAGUAGGUCAUGUUCCAAGUGCCUCACCCCCCUCAGGAAGGAACUUGUCUGAUUGCCAGCUGCAGCAGCUCCAUGGAUCCGUUCAAGAUGUGUGACUGUGCACGUGCAUCUUCCCAGCCAAAACAGCCAUAGCUUCCGCAUUCCCUCUCUCCUAAUCCUCUGCAAAGCCUUCACCUACCACACAGCUGGUGUUGCACAAGGAGCUGGGGGGGAACACAGCUGUGCCAGCUGAUCCCCACUGAUCACAGGGACAUUCCAUACCCUAUGACACCAUGUUCAGCACAUAAAACUAGGGGAAGAAGAAGGAAGGGGGAUGACAUUCAAAGUGAUGGCAUUUGCCUUCCCAAGUCACUGUUAUGCCUGCUGGAGCUCUGCUUCCUAGGGUGUUGGAACACCUGCCUGCACAUGGGAAAUGGUGAAUGUAUUCCUUGUUUUGUAGUGACUUUUGCUUUACCUAUUAAACUAUCUUUAUCUCGGUC